AUGGUAGAUUUAAACAAACGAGCUUUUUGGCAUUUUACAUUUAAAGACAUAUUAACUAUUCUAUGCGCAGCUGCUAUACCCAUAGCUCUUGCUAUUUAUGCUGCAAUUGACUCUGAACAAGCAAAAAAAGAAGCUGAAAAAACACGACAGUUUGAUUUGGAACAAUCAAGAGAAUUGAGACAACAAACACUUUAUGAUGAAUUUAUAAAUCAUAUUUAUAAAUUGGAUAAAGAUGGUUAUCUUAAGGAGAGAAAAAAUCCAUGGGCAUUUGCAAAUGCAUAUUAUCGUGCUGCUCAUCUCCAAUGGGAUACAAUACGUAAAGCAUAUGUUAUACAAUUUCUUAAAGAAAAACAAUUGAUUGGUAGAAAUAAUUGUACUAAUGGAUGUAAAAUAACAAAUUUGGAUGAUAUAAUUCGUUUGAAUAAGUUAAACUUUGAUAAUGUACAUCUAGCAAGUCAAACUGGUGCAUUACAUCAACUGGAUUUAGAAUGUGUUUCUUUUGAUGAAGUAUCAAUGUCAAAUGCAGUAUUUUCAUCUGUUAAUUUAAAUGGUGCGUCAUUUGAUGGAGCACAAUUAGAUAAGGUGAAAUUUGAUGGUUCAUCUUUCCGUUGUACUAGUUUUAAUGGUACAAAUCUGGAGGGUGCACACUUUUCAAACAGUGAUUUAUCAGGAGCUAAACUAACGGAAGAUCAAAUAAAACAGGCAUCUUAUGAUAAUGUAACUCUGCCAAAUGGAGAGAAGAGUGAAACUACAUCAUCAACGACAACAAAAAAACCUAGAACACAAACAAUAACUAUAAUAAAAACAGAAAUGUCGACAACAACAACAUUAUCAUCAUCAUCAGCACCAUCAUCAAUAAUAUCAUUAUCAACAUCAGAAGCAACAACAACAACAACAUCCUCAGCAACUUCACCAACAAUGUCGUCAUCAUCAACAACAUCAUCAACAUCGUCAACAACAACAUUAGUCGCAGUUUCUAAUGGUACAUUUCUUAAUGAAACUAUCUACUCAGUUGGUGCUAAUCCUUCGUCAGUGGUCAGGUUCAAACAGCAGCAGUGUUUUUCUCCUCCAACUAAUUACACAGUUGGCGCAUUUCCACAAUCAAUAGCAGUAGCCGAUAUGAACAACGACAAUAAACCCGACAUUGUCACUGCAAACACAGGGAAAAACACCAUCAGUAUUCUUCUCAAUGUAGGCAACGGCACUUUUUCUCCUCAAGUUACUUACUUAGUUAAUGAAUUUCCAGUGUCAUUAGCAGUAGCUGAUGUGAAUAACGAUAAUAAAUCCGAUAUUGUCACUGCAAGCAAAAGUAAAACCUGCAUUAGUGUUCUUCUGAACGUGGGUGACGGCACCUUUCCUCGUCAAGUUACUCACCAAGAUCUUAGAGGUUCAUUGUCAGUAGCAGUAGCCGAUGUGAACAGCGACAAUAAACUCGAUAUUGUCUAUGUAACCGCGACUUUUAACAACAUCAUUGUUCUUUUCAACACAGGCGACGGCACUUUUUCUCGUCAAACUUCUUACAUAGUUGGUUUAAAUCCAAAUUCAGUAGUAGUAGCCGAUGUAAACAGCGACGAUCAACCGGAUAUUAUUAUCGCACAUCACGGUAUAAACAGCAUCGGCAUUCAUCUUAACAAAGACAAGGGCACUUUUCCUACUUCAAGCACUCACUUAGUUAGUGGAGAUCCAGAAUCAAUAACAGUAGCCGAUGUGAACAACGACAAUAAAUCCGAUAUUGUCUCUGCAAACGCGAAUUCAAACAGAAUCAGUGUUAUUCUCAACAAAGGCAACGGCAAUUUUUUUCCUGAAACUACUUACGCAGUUGGUGGAGCUCCAGUGUCAGUAGUAGUAGCUGAUGUGAACAACGACAAUAAACCCGAUAUUGUCGUCGCAAACCGAAAUGGAGGAACUGUCAGUGUUCUCGAACAGUGUUAA
This is a messenger RNA of Adineta steineri, 1932 nucleotides long. Lineage: Eukaryota; Metazoa; Rotifera; Eurotatoria; Adinetida; Adinetidae. The record is from the annotation of a GenBank genome assembly.